Messenger RNA from Mesocricetus auratus (golden hamster), 7692 nucleotides. It is a transcript of the gene Pde4d, whose product is annotated as phosphodiesterase 4D. The transcript has 15 exons. The coding region runs from base 1175 to 3289 and encodes 704 amino acids. The record is from RefSeq and is a predicted model, not a curated record. Gene Ontology annotation, biological process: cAMP catabolic process; regulation of cardiac muscle cell contraction; signal transduction. Gene Ontology annotation, molecular function: 3',5'-cyclic-AMP phosphodiesterase activity; transmembrane transporter binding; ATPase binding. Gene Ontology annotation, cellular component: nucleus; cytosol; perinuclear region of cytoplasm. NCBI's taxonomy places the organism in Eukaryota, Metazoa, Chordata, Mammalia, Rodentia, Cricetidae.
UCAGGCAGCAGUCUGCAGCUGAGCAAGCGGGCUGCUGCAGAGUUAAUGUACAGUACCACAGAGCCUGCAAGUGUCCUGAGCUGCUCAGAGCUGAGGCGGCACAGCCCAGGACAGCAGACAAGGCGGCUGCUGCGAGGAUUCCAAAGGUUCUGCCGGAAAUUCGGUGUGGGGGGACUCCAGCUGGAGCCUGUCGCCACUCUUGUGUUUUAAAAGCAUGCAAGGUCUGUAUAGCUCGGGCAUGAGAAUCUUGCGGAUGUCAGAGCAUCAGAGUAAAUGACAUCUAUUUGGGAACUGAAUUGGGGGUAAGGAGAACAGAGAGAAAAGAAAGCCGGCCGAGUCAGAAAUUCUUAGACAACGUCUGCCUUGCAGCUGUGAAAUUAAUUUUCUUUCCAAGGCAAAAUAUUAAAAGCUCACUCACGGUUUGGAUAAGAAAUUAGAGGGGGUUCUACAGUGAGACAGUCGAUAGCUUAGUCAUUUUACUUAAGGAGAGCAGGCAGCCUUAUUGUGGGGUUAGGCGGCAGAUGAAUUUCAUCACCACAGCGCCUUCUGAAGUCAUGAUGGGAGCCGACACUAAUCCUGUCCUGCAAAGCAGAAAUUACUCAUUGCCUUCCUACUUGAGCAUUCGAAACCAGCAAUUCUGAAAUUUGGGGAAGAAGUUGGCUUGCGCUCUACAUGGUCUCUAGUCCCUCUGCCUGGGUCUUUGUUGGACAAGUCUCAGACUCAGACUGUAGCACUGCGUUAAAGUGACCACACAUGAAUAUGUGCCUAAGAAGGAAGAAAAAGCAAUAUUCCUCCCUAAAGGACAGCAUGGCAAAGCAGCGUGAAGUUUUCCAUUUCCCUCCUAACACUUCCUUAACAAGGAUCACAAGAAACUGUCUUUUGACUCCUUUUUGUCCACAUUCCAUAGUCCUUUCCGUGGGGAUGCGUUAAUUCAUAUUCGGGGCAGCUGGAUUUCACCAGGACAAUUCUUGCCAUCAUUUAGGAUUAGCAACUGGACUGGUUAUUUUAGUGUGGUGUCUAGUGGAAGCUACAUGGAUGGACUCACACCUGCAGUGCUCUGUGAUGCUUCUUCCUUCAAAUCCUGGAAGGGCUUUUGUUUUUGUUAUUUGUGUUUUUUUGGGGGGGUGACUUUCGGAGGGAAUUCAUUACUUAUUGCGAUAAUUGUCCAUGAUCGAUGCUCAAGCCAGAGAGUUGGGAUUCAUCUGUGAAAAUCACUACAUGUAACAUAGGAGACAAGGAGAACCUUCAUGACGGAGGCUCUGCGAACAUGAUGCACGUGAAUACCUUCCCCUUUAGAAGGCAUUCCUGGAUAUGUUUCGAUGUGGACAAUGGCACAUCAGCGGGACGGAGUCCCUUGGAUCCCAUGACCAGCCCAGGAUCUGGGCUAAUUCUCCAAGCAAACUUUGUCCACAGUCAACGCCGGGAGUCCUUCUUGUAUCGAUCUGACAGUGAUUAUGACCUCUCUCCAAAGUCUAUGUCCAGGAACUCCUCGAUUGCCAGCGAUAUACAUGGAGAUGACUUGAUUGUGACUCCAUUUGCGCAGGUCUUGGCCAGCCUGCGAACCGUACGAAACAACUUUGCUGCAUUAACUAAUUUGCAAGAUCGGGCUCCCAGCAAAAGAUCACCCAUGUGCAAUCAACCAUCCAUCAACAAAGCCACCAUCACAGAGGAGGCCUACCAGAAACUGGCCAGCGAGACCCUGGAGGAGCUGGACUGGUGUCUGGACCAGCUAGAGACCCUGCAGACCAGACACUCCGUCAGUGAGAUGGCCUCCAACAAGUUCAAAAGGAUGCUUAAUCGGGAGCUCACUCAUCUCUCUGAAAUGAGUCGGUCUGGUAACCAGGUGUCGGAGUACAUAUCGAGCACAUUCCUAGAUAAACAACAUGAAGUGGAAAUUCCCUCUCCAACUCAGAAGGAAAAGGAGAAAAAGAAAAGGCCAAUGUCCCAGAUCAGUGGGGUCAAGAAGUUGAUGCAUAGCUCCAGCCUGACUAACUCAUGCAUACCUAGGUUUGGGGUCAAAACAGAACAGGAGGAUGUCCUGGCCAAGGAACUAGAAGACGUGAACAAAUGGGGUCUCCACGUUUUCAGAAUAGCAGAACUGUCUGGUAACCGGCCUCUGACUGUUAUCAUGCAUACCAUCUUUCAGGAACGAGAUUUAUUAAAAACAUUUAAAAUUCCAGUAGACACUUUAAUUACGUAUCUCAUGACAUUGGAGGACCAUUACCAUGCUGAUGUGGCCUAUCAUAACAACAUCCAUGCUGCAGAUGUCGUCCAGUCCACUCAUGUGCUACUAUCUACGCCUGCUUUGGAGGCUGUCUUCACAGACUUGGAGAUUCUCGCGGCCAUUUUUGCCAGUGCAAUACAUGAUGUGGAUCAUCCCGGUGUGUCAAACCAAUUUCUGAUCAAUACAAACUCAGAACUCGCCUUGAUGUACAAUGACUCCUCUGUCUUAGAGAACCAUCAUUUGGCCGUAGGCUUUAAGUUGCUCCAAGAAGAAAACUGUGACAUUUUCCAGAAUCUGACCAAAAAGCAAAGACAAUCUUUAAGGAAAAUGGUCAUUGACAUUGUACUUGCGACAGACAUGUCAAAGCACAUGAACCUGCUGGCCGAUUUGAAAACGAUGGUAGAAACUAAGAAGGUGACGAGCUCCGGUGUCCUCCUCCUUGAUAACUAUUCUGACAGGAUCCAGGUCCUCCAGAACAUGGUGCACUGUGCAGAUCUCAGCAACCCCACAAAGCCACUGCAGCUGUACCGCCAGUGGACGGACCGGAUAAUGGAGGAGUUCUUCCGCCAGGGGGACCGGGAGCGGGAGCGUGGCAUGGAGAUAAGUCCCAUGUGUGACAAGCACAAUGCCUCUGUGGAAAAAUCACAGGUGGGCUUCAUAGACUAUAUUGUUCAUCCACUCUGGGAGACAUGGGCGGACCUCGUACACCCCGACGCCCAGGACAUCUUGGACACUUUGGAGGACAAUCGUGAGUGGUACCAGAGCACAAUCCCUCAGAGCCCCUCCCCUGCACCCGAUGACCAAGAGGAGGGCCGGCAAGGCCAAACUGAAAAAUUCCAGUUUGAACUAACCUUGGAGGAGGAUGGCGAGUCAGACACUGAGAAGGACAGUGGGAGUCAGGUGGAGGAAGACACCAGCUGCAGCGACUCCAAGACUCUGUGCACUCAGGACUCGGAGUCCACGGAAAUUCCCCUGGAUGAGCAGGUCGAAGAGGAGGCUGUAGCAGAAGAAGAGGGAAACCAGCCCGAAACUUGUGUCAUAGAGGAUUGCUGUCCUGACACGUAACAGUGUAAAGACUGUCACACUUUUUUCUUUUCUUUUUUUUUUUUUUUUAGUAGAGAAAAUGUUUCCAAAGUGCAUGUCACAUGCCACAACCAUGGUCACACCUCACUCUCAUCUGCCAGGACGUUUGUUGAACAAAACUGACCUUGAACUACUCAGUCUGGCGCUCAGGAAUACCGUUACCAGUUCUUUAACCUCCGUGUCACCGGAGCAGGGGGAGGGGGGGUCGUCAUCACGAACAUGAUUUCAGCUUGGCAGAGCUGACAAAGAGAAAAUCCGCUCCAACUGUUUUCAAGGGAGCUUGGCUCAUCGGGCUGCCCAAAAGUAGAUUGGAUUGCAGGAUUCCUUUCUUGUUUGUUUGUAAACAUUUUAAGAAGAAAAGAAGGCAUUUGAGGGAUGGAGUGAACUCACAGAUGAAGCAAUGAAAAUGUCACAAACAGGACACAGCCCAAGUCUGUGCCCAGGAGGAGGAUGAGCCGCAGAAAUUGCAUAAUUUUCUAAUUUCAAGUCUUCCUGAUAACAUGACUGAACAGUGCGGUUCAGUGAGCCACACUCACCUCUACAUUUUGUAUGAUAUGUAAAACAGAUUUUUUGUAGAGCUUACUUUUAUUAUUAAAUGUAUUGAGGUAUUAUAUUUAAAACAAAAAAAACUGUUCAGAACUUCAUCUGCCACUGGUUAUUUUUUUUCUAAGGAGUAACUUGCAAGUUUUCAGUACAGAUCAGUGCUACACUGGAUAAAUCUCAUUUACGGAUUUUACCUGCACCUUAGAGUUCAUAGCAAUUAACUGAUUUGUAGUGAUUCAUUGUUUUAUAUACCAAUGACUUCCAUACUUUAAAACAGAGAAACAACUUUAUGUUGCCAGAAGCCCUUUUUGUAAGUGUCUGUUGACUCUGCCUUUUGUUCACUCCUCCCCCAGCAGGAGAGUUGCUCUCCGUCACUGCUUCCUUCAUGGUGUGCGAAGUGAGUAUUUAGUCUGUAAUAUUUUAAUAUGCAUUAUGUCAAAUGUGUCUUCAGUCUCAUAGAAACUCAGUCAUCAGUUGGUGUUGUCCAAAGUAAAUGGGAGAUACAUAAAUACCAAGUAGCUAAAAGAGUCAGUCUUUUUCAGGCAUCUUCUUACCUACUGCCUUCAGAUGCCUUUUUAUUUUUCUGUGUCAGGAGAUGUGCAUUUCACAAAUGCGUGUCCUUGUAGUCACCCACACAUUUCACGAUCAUUUUGUUGUGUUCACAGCCAGUUAUAGUAAGAAAGACAUUUUUCCUUCUUGCUGCACUAUUUAAUGUGUGUUCCAGUGUCUGCCCAUGUUCUCUUGGUGGGGUCAUAUGAAGGAUAUCACUACCGUUCUGACCUAGAAAAGAGAAACAGGUUAUCAAGUGAGGGUUGACAUUCAUUUCUACCACAUGGUUCUGUGUCAUCACUAGCUUUUACUCUGGGGUUGCAGAGGAAAAACAUGCCAAGUGCUAUGUGGGCAAGUGCUAGCAGACUAUAUCAACAAAUACCGGGACGACUGUGGUUUGAACUGCCCAUGGAAGUAAGACCUCCACGAGGACUAUCCCUGGAAAGUGGAUAAGGUGUAAAACUUGUCAUUGAUUAUUAUUGCUCCCCAAGUUUGCCCUAUAGGAAAGGACUCCUUCAGUCACAUUAAAUGAAAGUUAAUGCCAUUGGCAUGAGGAGGGUAUUUAUGCAAUGCAAUCUAAAACAUUAUAUUGACAGAGUCUGCUCCAAUAUAACAUUAAGAGGAAUUCCAGAUUCCAGCCCAGGAACUCUACUGAUUUUAUAUAUUAACUCCCAGUAUUAACUUGCUGAUAGCAGUCUGCCUUGUUGCCAUGUGUUUAGUCCGAACCUUAGUUAUAGUCUCAGAGUUUGGAGCACAUGUUAUUUUUCUUUUUGGCAUCCAAAUGGGGAAUAAAGAGGAAAGAGGUAUAUGACUAAAUGGGAAAGGAAACAUUUAAGAAAAAUCAUAAGUCCGAGAAAAAAAUCUGUAAAACUUUUCAAGGAGGUUAGGGGCUAGUCACUAAGAAAGUAAAUCAUCAGUCAGGGAAAUCACCAAAGCUGAGCUGAAACCUGUUUCAAUCUCUUGAAUCCAAAUGAUGCUUAGAACCUUUGGUACAAAAAAUAAAAAAUAAAAAGUUUCUGAUAUUUAACACAGGCAUAAUAAGAAUCAAGUAACUGAUCCCUGGAGUGCCAGCCUCCUUUCCUUGUAAAAAGUGAGCAAAGCAUAAUCUGCCUUUGCGUGACCAGACUUUUCAAAAAACAUUUGGUCACCUGGUUCCCUUUUCAUUGUAUGUAUCCCAGAAGGCGGUCCAGGAGGCAAGGCAGAGAGCCUAGAGUUGAUUCUCCCUUUCAGAGUCAUUCUCCCUUCCUUCUCCCCCUACACAUGGCAUUUCCCCCACAGAGUGCCUGCAGUCUUCAUAAUAAAUAGAAACUUAAAAGCAGCAAUAUGUCAUAAACAGAUCCAUACCUGCAAGGGUUUAUAACCGCACUAGGGAGCCUUUGUUUUUCAUUGUGCUGGUUUUUAAUGGCACUGUGCUGUCACAUCAUCCGCUGAUGGACAAUCAAGCUGUAGAGGACACAUACUAUCCAAGAGUUAAAGACUACCGUACUAUACCAUCUGCUUACCACCCCCACCCCUUUACCUGCCCUUGCCUCUGCUCACUCACUUUCUCUCACCAGAUUUUAAACAGAACAUCAUUAUACAAGUGGCUUUAUUUCCUAAAAUGCAAUAUCUGGGUACUGUAUGGGGAAAACCAAAUCCAAGUUUGCAUAAACCCAGUACAUUUCAGCUUGCAAGUUACUGAACACAAUAAUGCUGUUCUCAUUUUGUUCUCCUUCACGUCAGUUAAAAGACACAAGUAACAGUGUAGAUAGAACAAAUCGCAGAUAAGGAAAGAAAAAAACUUGAAUGAAACAGAUUUUACAGAAAGCUUUAUGAUAAUUUUAAUGCUUUAUUUAUUUUUUGUGCCAUGCUUUUUUUUCUCACCAAAUGACCUUACCUGUAAUACAGUCUUGUUUGUCUGUUUACAACCGUGUAUUUAUUGCAAUGUACAUACUGUAAUGUUAAUUGUAAAUUAUCAGUUCUUAUUAAAACAUCAUCCCGUGGUGGGAUGGUGUUGACAUAUUUGGAAACUCUUGGUGAGAGAACGAAUGGUGUGUAUACAUACUCCUUGUACAUUUUUCUUUUCUUCUGUAAUAUAGUCUUGUCAUCAUAGAGCUUGUUUAUGGAAGAUUCAAGAAAAAUAUAAAAUACAUAAAGAUAUAUACAUUUAAAUAUCAUAGCUGCAGGUCUUUGGUCCCAGGGCUGUGCCUUAACUGUAACCAAUAUUUUCUUCUGUUUUGCUGCAUUUCAAAGUAAGGUGAUAGUGAGGCUCGGGCUGGGCUUUUUAUAUCCGCACUCUUCACUAAUUGGAUUUCUGGCAAUAGCUGGAUUUUACAAAACAACAGAUCACUGCUGGAGGACCUUCUGACACUUUCUAGAUGCAUGAUCUUAAGUACUUGUUUCCAUGGAGCAAGACUGCACACAUGGUGACUGUUUCCCAGCUGAGUGCUGGGAGCUAUUUCACCUGGACAUACAGAAUUUUUUUUCUUAAUCCCAAACAUGUACUGGGGAAAUAUUCUUCUCCAGUAAUUGUUGAAUGGCUUUUGAAUUCUAGCCCUCACAGGUGAAUGAAUUUGAUUCGAAAUGGGAGUCAUAGGUCACUCAUUUUGGUUAGUCCUCUGCUCAUCAGCUUCCUGUCAUACCAAAAAUGUAUAUUAUUUUAAUACUAAUUUUUCCUCCAAGAUCAGAUUUAUAUAUGUAUAGUACAUAAUACAUAUACAUACACACUGUCUAAAUAUAUACAUGUAAAUCACCUAACUUAGUUAUAUGAUGAUGCCAAUUCCCCCAAUGUAGCGAAUUCAUGUCUCUCUAAUAUUGUUUCUGCAAAACAUACAUCCUAGUAGGAUUGUUAAGUGUGACCUUGCACAGUGACAAAUCCUGAAAGCCACAAGAGCUUCCUGGUGGAAAAUGUGGCCAUCUCUCACUACAGCCCAGCCCUUAGAACGUGUAGACACAGUGGAGAGAUAGAAUAUUUUUUCUAGGAAAAAUGAGCCUCCUAUUAUUUCAUUUUAUUUUUGACACAAACUGUAGAUUUUAGCAGCCCUGGCCCAAAGGAAUUUAAUUACUUUUGUUUUAAACAGUACAAAUGGGACACUAUACUUAAAAAAAUACAUCUUUACUGAUUUCAGUUUUUUAAUUGUUUUAUUUCUUUGGGUAUGUUUUCAGAGUGGUAAAUUGUGUGCGCGCAUCACAGAUGAUUCUGUUAGUGGUUUCUUAGCCUCUCUUACAGCCCAUGGGGAUAGUACUGUACAUCAAUACCUUCAUAUAAAAUUUUUAUAUGCAAUGAAAAUAAAAGCAUGGGUUGAUUCUGCCUA